Diorhabda carinulata is the source of this 1892-nucleotide messenger RNA. RefSeq names its product stress-induced-phosphoprotein 1 (gene Stip1). Gene Ontology annotation, molecular function: Hsp90 protein binding. The record is from RefSeq and is a predicted model, not a curated record. NCBI's taxonomy places the organism in Eukaryota, Metazoa, Arthropoda, Insecta, Coleoptera, Chrysomelidae. The transcript has 6 exons. Bases 128 to 1765 code for a protein of 545 amino acids.
GCUUUUAUCAUUCUGUCAAAUGUCAUAUGUCAUAUUCAAGAGGAAUAUUCUGGAAAAGAUCAGAAAAUUCAGCGAGUCAGUGCUUGUGAAUGCUGUUCAAUAAUUAAUUAGUUCACUUGGAGUUACAAUGGAGCAGGUCACAGUUCUUAAAGACAAGGGAAAUGCAGCCCUUUCAGCUAACAAGAUAGAAGAAGCACUUAAAUAUUAUACUGAAGCUAUUAAUCUAGAUCCUCAAAAUGCUGUAUUAUAUUCAAACAGAUCUGCCGCUUAUGCAAAAGCAAGUCAAUACGACUUGGCCUUAAAAGAUGCAGAAAAGGCUGUAGAAAUCAAACCGGAUUGGUCAAAAGCUUAUUCCAGAAAAGGGGCUGCAUUAUCUUAUUUAGGGCGAUACGACGACGCCAUUGCUACUUAUGAAAAAGGGUUACAAUUAGACCCCAAUAACAUUCAACUACAAGAAGGCUUAACUGAGGUAAAGUUCCAGAAGGCACAAAAGAGUCACUCUUUCCCAAAUCCCUUUUCUGGACCAGAUGUAAUAGCAAAGCUUCGUGCCGAUCCUAGGACAAGAGCUUACCUUGAAGAUCCUGAAUAUUUAGCUUUAUUAGCACAACUUCAAUCCAAUCCACAAUCUUUAGGUAUGAAACUUCAAGAUCCUAGAGUGUUGACCACCCUUAGUGUUCUUAUUGGAGUUGAUGCUAGAGCUGAUGAACCUAUGGAUACUGAAACUGUAUAUACUCCUCCUAAAAAACCUGAACCGAAAACAGAACCUAAGGUGCCCGAACCAGAUUUACCAGAGAAUAAAAAGUUAGCAUUGGCUGAAAAAGAACAAGGCAAUUCAUUCUAUAAAAAAAAGGACUUUGAAAAUGCUAUUAAUCAUUACUCAAAAGCCAUAGAACAUGAUCCAACAGAUAUAACUUUCUACAAUAAUUUAGCUGCUGUUUAUUUUGAGCAAAAGGAGUAUGAGAAAUGUAUUAAAGAAUGUGAAAAAGGUAUAGAAGUUGGUAGAGAAAACAGAGCUGAUUUCAAACUAAUUGCUAAAUCUUUCAUGAGAAUUGGUAAUGCCUAUAAACGAUUGAAACAAUACAAGGAAGCAAAGACUUACUAUGAAAAAUCUAUGUCGGAACAUAGAACACCUGAGAUCAAAACUUUAUUAUCUGAAGUUGAGAAGUUUAUAAAAGACGAGGAAAGAAAAUCAUACAUUAAUCCAGAAUUGGCGGAAAAAGAAAAAGAAAUUGGUAAUGAAUUUUUCAAAAAAGGCGAUUAUGCAACUGCUGUAAAACACUAUACAGAAGCUAUAAAACGUAAUCCAGAUGAUGCCAAAUUAUACAGUAACCGUGCUGCUUGCUAUACCAAAUUAGCAGCUUUUGACCUAGGAUUAAAAGAUUGUGAUAAAUGUGUUGAACUAGAUCCGAAAUUUAUUAAAGGAUGGAUAAGAAAGGGUCACAUUCUGCAAGGUAUGCAACAACAAAGCAAAGCCAUUUCCGCAUUUCAAAAAGCUCUGGAACUAGAUCCCAACAAUACAGAAGCCCUACAGGGUUAUAGAUCAUGUACCAUUGAAAACGCCAAUUUAGAUGGAGAUCCAGAAAAGAUCCGACAACGGGCAAUGGCUGAUCCUGAGGUUCAGUCUAUUCUGAGAGAUCCAGCGAUGAGAUUAAUAUUGGAACAAAUGCAAAACGAUCCUAAAGCAUUACAAGAUCAUCUAAAAAAUCCUGAUAUAGCCGCUAAGAUACAAAAAUUACUCGAAUCUGGACUUAUCGCUAUACGCUAGUUUAAAUAAUAUUAAUGAUUCCAUUAUGGUUAUUAUAUUCACCUUUUUUUAUUUUGUGAAUUAACAAAGUGAAAUUUUCAUAUAUUUGUAUUUUCGGUUUAUUACAUUAAAGCAUCCUUUUACUUGA